Molecule: messenger RNA, 1203 nt
Organism: Achroia grisella
Lineage: Eukaryota; Metazoa; Arthropoda; Insecta; Lepidoptera; Pyralidae
Product: hemicentin-2-like
Exons: 7
Coding region: 1-879 (292 amino acids)
Biological process (GO): synapse organization
Cellular component (GO): neuron projection membrane
Source: RefSeq, a predicted model, not a curated record
AUGAGAUGGCGACUGGCUGGUGGGAUGGGUCUACCGCUUGCAGCGACCAUUUUAAUCAUGCUCCCUCUCUUCACAUCAUCUACUGGUGACAUACGGCAUCACGGGACCUCCAGAGGCAGAGUGUGGCGCGGCGGUGUUCAACCUUCUGCUGAUGUGACAGCGAACAACUCCGUUAGCAAUGUGACAGCGCAAUUAGGUGGCACGGCGUACCUGCACUGUCUUGUUGGGCAUCUGAGUGAGAGAGGACAAGUCUCAUGGAUAAGGAAACGGGACUGGCACAUAUUGAGUUCGGGCAAGUUCACGUAUACCAACGAUGAAAGAUUUCAGGUCUUACAUGGAGAAGGUUCAGAAGAUUGGACACUCCAAAUCAAGUUUGUUCAGAAAAGAGACAACGGCACAUAUGAGUGUCAGGUAUCAACCCGGACAGGAAUAGUGUCACACUACGUGCGCCUACAAAUAGUGAUCCCAGAAGCUUUCAUUUUGGGCUCCGGAGAGCAUCAUGUUGAUCUCGGCAGUGUUAUACAUCUUAUAUGUAUAGUCGAAAAGAGUCCGACUCCGCCACAGUAUGUGUUUUGGUAUCACAACGAUCGUAUGAUCAACUACGAUGCUACGCGUGGUGGUAUCACAGUGGAAACAGAGCCGGGGGCCCGUACGCAGUCCAGGCUGACGGUACGAGGUGCCACGCUGAAAGAUUCAGGAAAUUAUACGUGCAGCGCGAGCAAUACUGAACCAGCGUCGAUACAUGUUUUCGUGUCUGAGGGCAGUAACAAAAUGGCCGCAAUACUACGACGUAACACCAGCGCGAUACACGGCAUCACUUCCAGCGGCACCUGCCUCCUGCUUCUAGCAUCCGCGUUGACGCACUUCGGUCUGCGAUGACGAUGAACCGCGUAGUUAAGGCUGUAAUGGCUGAUUAGGAUAGUCUACUUGGUAGUUACUGGUAAAUUAUGAUGAUUAUUAGUUUAUCAACUAUUUUGUAUGGGACUGUACUUAAAAUAGGGAAAAAACAGUAAUUCCUAUAGUUUAUUCAGAUGGUAAAAGGUGGCGAGUGUACUUAAAAAAAGGAAAACUAGUUAACGAGUUAUUCCUAUAGUUAUGCAGGUAGAAACGGGCGGCAGUCAUUAGUAUGUGUACUGCACAUUUUUUGACCGUAUGGUAUAAAAAGGGUACACCUUUCUAACAAUAAGUAUGGUAUAGGUCGCA